AUGGAAGCAUCGGUUUUCGCCGAAAGCGUGGCCACGGCCGAGCAUCUGCAAGCAAAGGCCACCAGAGAGCUGCCUGCGACAUCCUUGGCGCCUCCCGUGCCUGCCCCAGGUGCACCGGCUGGCUGCUGGCAGGAUGGCUACACACCGGAGCUCUGCUGCCGGGAUCCACCCGUUGCCAACUGCUGGGAUGCGGUCUUCACACGCCAGCGCUGCUGUCCAAAAAAAGAAACCCCUGAGGCGGAUCUCUCCUCGUCCCACUCGCUGUCAGCGGAGGUGGCAGCGGUGGUGGCCGCCGCAGCCGCGCGGAAUGUCGCCUCCCAGGCGACAGAGGCCAAGGAGGUCCGGAAGGAGACCCUAAAGCACACGGCCGGCGACGUUCAGACGGAGAUGAGUAGUGAAAGCCCCAGCGAGGCAGCUGAGCAGCAGUUUUUUUUGCAGCAAGAAGCGCAACGCCGCUGGCCUUCUUAUUUCAACCGAGCUCAUGAAACACUGAAUGCUGCAGAAGCGCCGUUGGACUCCAAGCCAGAUCCGGUACAGCUGUAUCAUCUGCUCUAUGAGACCAUCAACCAGUUAGUCGGUGGCCUUUCACUUGCGGCUGAGGCUGCACAGAGCAACUCCCAGAUGAAGCAAGCAUUUCUGAAUGCUGCCGUGUUGCUGGCCCGCUUAGCCCGUGCAAGCCGCGGUACACCGCUGGAGCACGAGGACUUCGCCUCUCAGUCCGCCGCGGCCAUGGCACUGGGCUGUACAGGCGGGGAUCCGACUGGGCCACAGUGCAACCUGGCCGAAAGCCUCCAUCAAUUUGCAAUGUCACCAGACUUGGACGUCGACUGGCUUCAAGACGGGUUGAAACAGCUGAAUGCGAGCAAGGUUGCUGGGGUCGACCAUGCGGAGCGAUUCCGGCGAAUCUGGCUGAUGUAUUCUCAGGAUCCCUCUAAGGCCUUGUGGCGGCCAGCAGGUCCGGAUGGUCAUCAAGGGGGGCGUACGAACACCUACAAUCCCUUGGAGGUGGGUCAGCUUCAGCAAAGUGUGCGCGGCUCCGGAAGCAUCUGGCAGCUCUUCCCCACGUACAUCAUGGCUCGGGAGAUCGGGCAUGCCUUCACUUCUUCGAGGACCUCGCAAACCUGCAUUGCGUGCGAGCAGCUUACGAGCAUAGUGCUGCAAAGAUACCAGCAAUUUCGGGACGAAGGCUUCGGGAGGAACAGCCGCCAGGAUGAUGUCAACAAUGCUUUUUUCAACUGGCAGCUCACCCACGACGCAGAGCAGGAGGAGGAGGGCGCUGAUGUGUGGCCGGAGUUGUAUCGAGACUCUCGAGACUUCCAAGAGCUGAAGACGCUCGUAAAGCUCUCGUCUCUGGAGUAUCUCCAGCAGAUCUACUCCGAAAAGGCCUUGUCCAAAACAGAUCUGGAACAGCUCGAGCUCUCGAUUUGGGCGUCGGUGACACCUCCGACUCGGAAGGCUGAGCGGACGGCUAUGGGAUUGGCGUUUCAUGACCACCCGCUGGCGCUGCUGAGCGGCGUCUUCUACGCAGAAGCAGGUGGCGAGCUCGUGGCAGACCGCACGCCAACGGUCUUUGCAGAUCCCCGUGGGACGACCCCAUUUCGCUACACACGGAUGCGCAGCGACGAGGGGGAAGCCACGUUGGAACCCACGGCGCCCUUCCAUCGUCUGGCAUAUGCCCACCCAAGAAAUGGUCUAUCUUUGGUUUUCCCGUCCUGGCUGGUCCAUGGGGUGGCGCCGCAUCGGGGUCCCAGGGAUAGAGUGGUGUUCGCUUACAAUCUGCACACCGUGCCUGGCACAACGCUUGCCAGCUGGGCGAAGACGACGCUUUGA
Symbiodinium necroappetens is the source of this 1830-nucleotide messenger RNA. NCBI's taxonomy places the organism in Eukaryota, Dinophyceae, Suessiales, Symbiodiniaceae. The record is from the annotation of a GenBank genome assembly.